AUGCCGGAGCUAGCUGCCUUGAAAUACGUCGCUGAGCACACAUCAAUUCCCGUCCCUAAAGUCUUCAACGUCCACUAUUACGAUGAUAAUAUUUAUAUUGAAAUGGAGUAUGUCCGUGGAAUGAGCCUCGAGGCAGCAUGGUACCGCGGUCACCUGUCGCAAAACCAGAAGAAAUACAUCAUCACAGAGGUUGCGGGCUACAUCAGCCAGCUUCGGGGACUAGAACCUCCGCAAGAAGGAAUAGUUGCAUCGGCAAGCUUCGACGAGGCCCUGGAUCACCGAGUCGGAUCUUAUACUUUUGGGCCUUUCACGAGUCAUGAAGGGUUCCACUCAUACCUUCGGGCGAACGUUCCGAUUGAGGACUGCAACGAAGUAAUCGGCCCAGAGGUGACUGAAUGCCACACCCGUCAUUAUCGAAGCUGCUUUAGCCACGCAGAUGUCGCCCCCGGAAUAUCAUGGUGGACAAUGGGAAAGUCUCUGCGAUUGUUGAUUGGCAAUUUGGCGGCUGGUACCCAGAAUAUUGGGAGUAUACCAAGGCACACUACGGGCAGAUAG
Penicillium brevicompactum is the source of this 555-nucleotide messenger RNA. RefSeq lists its product as uncharacterized. NCBI's taxonomy places the organism in Eukaryota, Fungi, Ascomycota, Eurotiomycetes, Eurotiales, Aspergillaceae. The record is from RefSeq and is a predicted model, not a curated record. The transcript has a single exon. The coding region runs from base 1 to 555 and encodes 184 amino acids.